UGCAGAAAGAGUGGUUGAAACUGCAUCUCUGCUUCCUCUUGUUGGCAGAACAGUGUGAAGUUGCUGGCUUGGUGGUGGAAUUUGACCUUACUUUUCCUUGUCUGGUUGGGAGACACCCCCCCAAGUUUGGAACAUCUGUACAUGGAAUAUGACGAGGAUGAUGAUAUCUUCUUUGCAAAAUGGAUGAGCAGCUUCUGGGGCCACAACUUGAUCGAUGAGAAUGAGAAAGAGGGUAGAGGCCACAGGAAACGUCAGACACGAUUCUGUAAUGAGAGGAGAGCAUCCCUACCGGCCAAGCUUUCCUCCCUCCAUGCAACACGACUUCAUGAUUCUGCCAAAGGCUCAUCUUCAGGCCAUCUCAAGGGCUCCAAGGAAUUUCAAGAAGACCAAGAUGUCAAAUGCCACUGCCACAGGAAGGCAAGCAGAACAGCUUCAGCAGACAGCUCAGGCCCAGACACAAGAUCAAAUUCCAUUCAGGAAUUUGCAGAGUCCUUUGAAAAGCAAUUGCAUCUCAAAAGCAAGCGCUCAGUUUCUUUGCAACCUGAAGGCGUGAAGGAGAGACGAGAAAGAGAAAGAUUGCAUUUGAGAAAAAGCAAGUCUCAUAAGAGAAUGGAAGAGAAAUCAGAGCCAAGGAGAGAACGAGAAGAAGCUGAAGGUUCAGAAGUACCUGCAAAACACAACGAACAGUUUCCAUCACAAGCAAGCAUUCAGAAAGGAUAUUUAUGCACAGGCAGCUAGAAUGCAUUGAGAUAAUCAAUUUUAACAUUCCCUCUAAAGAGCAGAGGGAGAAUUCUUGUUUUGUUUUGACUAGAAGAGGCCUGAUAGCUAGAAUAAACCCUAAGCUGUAAAACAAAAGUAAAAUUCAACUGCAUC
Molecule: messenger RNA, 873 nt
Organism: Neopelma chrysocephalum (saffron-crested tyrant-manakin)
Lineage: Eukaryota; Metazoa; Chordata; Aves; Passeriformes; Pipridae
Gene: LNP1
Product: leukemia NUP98 fusion partner 1
Exons: 3
Coding region: 142-738 (198 amino acids)
Source: RefSeq, a predicted model, not a curated record